Messenger RNA from Phragmites australis (common reed), 3728 nucleotides. RefSeq lists its product as uncharacterized. The record is from RefSeq and is a predicted model, not a curated record. Lineage: Eukaryota; Viridiplantae; Streptophyta; Magnoliopsida; Poales; Poaceae. Bases 1 to 1608 code for a protein of 535 amino acids. The transcript has a single exon. Gene Ontology annotation, molecular function: zinc ion binding; nucleic acid binding. Gene Ontology annotation, cellular component: nucleus.
AUGGCGCCGCCGCCGCUGUCGCUGGACUACUGGCGGGGGUUCUUCAGCGGCGCGCGCGCCAGCAUCUUCGACGCCAUCGACGCCACCAUCCGGGUCGCCGCCGCCGACCACCCAGACGGCCUCCUCGCUCGCCGGGACGCCAUCGCCGAGCGCCUCUACACCGCGCUCAUCGUCCUCCCGCCGGCCGAGGCGUCGGGGCUCCCCGCCCCCGGCCCGCCUCUGCAGCACCAGCUCCUCCCGGCAGGCGCCAGAAGCGUCCCCAGCAUCUGCAGCUCCGACCGCGCCGAGGCCGUCACCGACGAAGGCAGCGGCGGCACCACCGCCGCCCCACGCAGCGACUGCGACGGCCCCAUCGUUGCCGAGGCCCUCCGCGUCAAGGCUGCGCUCUCCAACGCCCAAGAAAAGUCGGAGGCCGAGUUGCUCGAGCUGCUCGCGAGGCUGCGGCGGUUGGAAUUCACGGUGGACGCCAUCAUGGCUACUGAGAUUGGAAUGGCCGUGAAACCCCUGCGAAAGCACAGCUCGAAACAGAUUCGGCAGCUCGUCCGAUCGCUCAUUGAAGGUUGGGAGGCUACGGUGAACGAGUGGAUGAGCAAUGGAGGUUCCAUUGUAGGAGCUGCCCAGCCAGGUGUGGGCGCUGGUCGCUCAAUGCAACAAGAUCGGUACAUGGAAUUGAUGGAUCUUCAUCAGGAUCUCGUGGACAAGUUGGAUUUCUCUCAUGGAAUUGAUUUCCAGCGGGAGAUUCUUCGCCUCUUCAAUGCAUCGGUACACCACCCCUCCUCAUCGCCUGUUAGUUCUUUCUUUCUGCUGGUUACGUUUCGACGAUACACUUUUCGCCUGACGGAGGAUUCAGUGGCUCUGGCCUUGCAAUCGUGUUUGGGUGGUUCAGCUCAUGGUUUUCAUGUCAAAUUCUUGAGUGAAAAUCACUUUCGUAUCUCGGUGUCUUGCAAGUCUGUUGGUUUUCAUAUCUUUGCUCUCCGCCGUUUUGUUGGCUCCUGCUUUGAUAUUUAUUUCCACCUCUGGAACAAUGGGGUUGCAUAUCGUGAAGCUGAUAAACGGCGUUGGGAAUUAGAACAAGAGGCUGAGUGGACUACUGUCCAAUCUAAAAAGAAACGUUCUAAAGAGAAGAGAUUAUCAUAUCAAUGGGUCAAGGAACUUCCAAAGAAAAAGGUCAGAUUUGCGGAUAAGCUUGUGCAGGAUUCUCCUGUGAAAAAACACCAACCCCCAGCCAUGCCUAUACAUAUUUACUUUGGUGCUUUUCGGUCCACUUUUGUGCCUCCGAUCUCUUCUGUCCCUAUCAAGCUUGUUUUUGGCAGAAUUCUCUCAGAUUUGGAUCAUGGGUCUGAGCCAGUUUCUCCUCCGUGUUCUUCGCGAGAUUUUGCUAGUCUGCCGCCUCAUUGCGCGGAAUCAUUGGCACCGCUUCAAAAUUCAAAUUCGAAUGCUUUUUGUGGCCGUUGUCUCUCUUUGGGCCACUGGGCCUCCAUCUGCAAUUUGGACAUUAGAUGCCGCUUAUGUAGAACCUUUGGCCAUAUAGCUAGGUUUUGUCCAACCAAGCCUGUUACAUCCAAAGUCUCUCGGCCCAUCAAGCGAUGGAGGGUCAAAACUACAUAGGGCUUUCAGAUGGGAGCUGCCCAAGGAGUUCAGAUGGAUGCUAGACUGAAUAAUCAGCAAAAUGAGGGGUUUGAAGAUAGUCAGGAUAAUCAGCACAAUGGUCAACACGGAGGUGAAAAUUUCCCUGUUAAUCCUGUCCCGCAGCACCCUGUUCAACCCCAAGGCACAGUUUCCUUUGAUCUGUCUGGUUUCACUGCUCAGUACCCUCGUGCUAACGGUCCAGAUUCAGUACCUCGAGAUGAGGAUGUUUUAGUAGGUAACUAUGGAUUUUCUGACUUGUCUUCCUCCUCUACUAGAAUGGAGGUUCAGAGCUCUCCAUGGGUUGCUCUCCAAGUGAUUGAGCAGAGGGCUUUUAACAUCCUGAAGGCUCGAUUGGUACAGCAGCCUAUGCUUCAUCUCCCUUUGGUGAUUCCAUCACAAACUGCUUAUGAAGUACCACAAGUUCUGGCCAUAGUGCCAUAUCAUCCUAGUCUGCAUGCAGUCUUGAUAAGGAUAUGGGCUGAAUCUCAGAUGUUACAGAACCUUCAUGAGCAACAGAUGACAGAUAUUUCUUCGAAAGCAAUGACUAUUGAUAGUGUGGCUGAUAGUUCUUCAGCAAGAACACUUGCUCUUCCAUCGGUGACCUCAGUUAACAAUCCCUUGGCAUUUCUGGAAGACUCGAGUUGCCGGCGCAGCACUAGACAAAGUGUCAAUAGGGAUGGUUUCUGGCAUAUUCAGCUGGAAGACCACCCCCGUAAGCGACGUUGUACCUGGACUGAGGUCCCAGUCCGUCCCACAGAUGCUGCACAACUUCUAAACAAUCCACCGCAGCCACAUGAUGAACUGAUUCCGGGGCAGAUACCUAAUGAAAUGUUGAAGAAUUGGGGUGUGAUAUGCAGUGUUCAGCCAGAGGACAUCACUGAUGAUGUUCUGUAUCAGGAGCCUUUGGAGAUGGUUAUAAAUGAAUAGAUCUUGGAAUAUACUUUGUUGGAACAUUCGAGGUAUUAAUAGUGAUAGUAAAUGGGAGGCUUUGAGAAAUAAAAUUGAAGAGAGUGCUUGUUCCAUCUUCUGUUUGCAAGAGACUAAGAGGGAUAUAUUUGAUUCACAAUAUUUAAAAAAAUUUGCUCCAAGAAGGUUUGAUAAAUUUGAUUUCAUCCCCUCAGUGGGUGCUUCUGGUGGUAUUUUAGUAGCUUGGGUUAGCUCUGUCUUUGAUGGUAUGGUUAUUGAGAAACAAAGCUAUGCAAUUUCAUUGUCCUUUGUGGCAAGACACAAUGGAGAAUCCUGGUUUUUGACCUCUGUAUAUGGACCUUGCACUGAGCCCACCAGAUCUGAAUUUAUUACAUGGCUUAAAAAUAUGAAUAUUCUGGAUGAAGAUAAUUGGAUCAUUAUGGGAGACUUUAAUUUCUAUCGAUCUUUGGAGGACAGAAAUAGGCCUGGGGGUGAUAUACAUGAUACAUUUCGUUUUAAUGAAGCUAUUGGUCAUUUGGGCUUAACAGAAAUACCUAUUAAGGGUCGUGCCUAUACGUGGAGUAAUAUGCAGCAGAACCCUUUGCUAGAACAGUUGGACUGGUUUUUCACUUCUGUAAAUUGGACGACGACAUAUCCCAAUACCUUGGUGCUACCACUAGCAAAGCCAAUCUCAGACCAUAUACCUUGUACAGUGGUAAUUGGCACAAGUAUACCACGAUCCAAUAUUUUUAGAUUUGAAAAUUUUUGGCCUGAGCAUCCUGGAUUCAUAGAUACAGUGAGGAACUCAUGGGCUACCCCUAUUUCUUAUGGGAACACUAGCACCAAGGAAAUUUCCAAGAAUUUCAAAAAUCUUCGGCAUGCUCUUAAAUUAUGGAGCAGGAACUUGUCAAAUCUCAGUAAGCUCAUCGCUGAAUGUAAUAAGAUUAUCCUUUUUUUGGACUCUCUGGAGGAAUGUAGACCUUUGUAUCUGAAUGAGUGGAAUUUCAGAGUUAUUAUCAAGAAACAUUUGCUCCAGUUACUCAAGUAUAAGAAUAUAUAUUGGAGAAAGAGACAUACAGUGAACCGGAUCAGAUUAGGUGAUGAGUGCACAAAGUAUUUUCAUGCAAUGGCUACAAUUUCAUACCGGAAAAAUGUUAUAUCUCAGCUUCAGGAUAGCACUGGCAAUGUGGUUC